AUGACCAGGCUCCGCGGAGCUUCUCUCGAUUCCCCAAACUCCCAGCCCGGCGGCGAGCGACAGUACUGUCGGGCCAAAGUUCCCCAAAACGCGCCCGACGUCAUUGUUCAGAAUACCAUCGAAGUCUCAGAUUCCUCACGGGUGCUGCCGUGGUACCGAGAUGAGCGAAGACGACGAUUCAACAUACUAGUACGAAGGUAUAAAAAUCAGCUGCUCCAUGGCUGUGAUGAUCCUGGAUGCCGAACCCCGACAUGCGCGAGUCGCCGUCGCCGCGUCAGCGAGGGCCCAUAUCGUCGAUACACUGAGCUUAGUGCCCGAACUCUUGCCUGUUACCUCGCCAGUCUAGACGAUGCGGAGAGCGGACUUUGCUGCAAUACCCCGAAGAUACCAUCUGAGCUGACGGUACAAGACUACCACCGUAUUUCCCUGCAACGGUCUCGUGCUAUCCAAGCCCAGGCAGCCGCCGCCGCCGCAGCCGCCGAAGAGCAAAGCAGUUUCCUUCGCGGUCGAGACCCUGAAAGUGGCAAUGCAAGUAAGCAACAAGUGGAUGAAUCCAAGCCGGUCGGCUCGUUCAACAGGGUUGAUGAUGCGGGCUCGUCGUCUUCCCCAAGCGGGUACCCCGGCGGCUAUGACUUUCAAGACCUUGACUAUGCUGCUGAGCAGCCUUUAAAGGAUCCGAAAUCAUUCACACAGAACCUAUUCGACACAAUAUCGCUCCGAAUGGUUGAGUGGCUUCCGCUUCGUCGAACUACAGACUCCUUUCAACCCAAGUCCAAACAGCCUAUGCUACAAUCGGGCACGGAUCAGUCCCAUCCUGGCAAAGAACUUGAAGCACAACAUAGGGACUUUGAAAAAGCAAAGCCCAACAAUCACAAACCCGCCCCGUCACUGGUACCAAAUCAGCAACCACGCACCCCUUCAUCGCGAGCAUCAGGAACCCAAGCCUCGGCCGUCGAGCUGAAAUUCCAAAACCAACAUGUUAAGCGGCUUUCAUUAAAUGAGAUGGAUCAUUGGCGACAAACCACACGCUCUGGUCUAGAGGAGAAGAAAAAACCUGAAUAUACCAAUAGAAAAGUGUCUGUGAAUUCGCACAUUGCUUCAAGCGAUUUUGCUAGCAUGCCUUCCCCGCCGGCCUUGAAACAUCGACCCCAAAAGCAUCGGGGCCGAAUUGGCGAAAUGGAACAUCCCAAAAAGAAGGAACGUUCCAAGAACCAGCGUCGUGUCUCUUGGGAUAGUGAAAAGGUUCUCAACCAGGUCCCUCGGGAAGAAAAUCCUGGAAAUCAUUGUCUUCCACCUUCACAGGGGGAGCCUGACAACGCAUCCCCAAGCAGCCGCAAAGUCAAACAUGAUUUACGUCACCGCUCUUUAGAUCAGACUCCAUUGGCGCAAACGGUGACUCAUUUCACUCCAGACAUCAUUCAUGGCCUUGGCCAGAUCAUGGUCGAAUCCUCGGAGGAAGAAGAGACCUGGAAAGAAGAAAUGGAUCAUAUUCAGUCGACGGGGAGCUUUGAUAAUCCAGAGUGGCGAUUUGCUACAUCUCGCCAGCGUCAAGCAUAUCCAUUUGUUUCACAGAGUGUUUUCUUUGUGUUCAGCAGUGCCAGACACAUCCUGUCUUCUUUUGGAGUGGAUGAAAAGGGGCCACCUGCAUGCCCGCAACGAGCGACGGAUCAUCGCCUUGAUGUUUCAAAUCUUCGGGGUUCUUUACAACAUCUUUUUACCAUUUGUCCAUGGGACAUCGCAUUGCAUAGUCUGUGGACCACUUUAGACCACCUUUUUGUUCCGCCAGGUGACUUUUCCCCUUCAACCCGACCGUCGCGUCGCUCUUCGCGCAGUUCAACCAUGACAGGUCAAAAUGGACCACCGCCAGUGGUUCGACGACCCUCCGAGUCAGUAAGCGAUGAGCAUCUGUCCGAUGUGGAUGCUGCCUAUAUUGCCACUGUUGCCCUCUUCGUAUUGGUCAGCUCCAUUCCAGACAUUGAUGUACGGACCUGGCGUCAGAUCCUCCAAAUGCGCUCUUCAGGGAGUGUAGCGUCUGCUGCGGCCAUGCAAAAGUUACCUUCAGGCCAAGUCCAGCAGGUCGUCGAAGCGACCGAUAGGCUUGAACAUGACCUUGCGCUUCGCUUGAUUAAUCGCCUCGUUCGCGCCCUUACUGCUCGUCUCGCAUACCAUGAGAUAUCCAAAGCACGUCAGGUCUAUACCCUUGACCUUCCGAAGCAAAGGGGUGUCAGCGUUCUCGAUCGCAUUGUGGACCAUCUCAGCGAGCACCAUACCGUUCAACAAUCGGCUGCCGAUAGUUCGUCUUAUCAGCCCACCAGCCCUGCGCAUGUCAUGUUAGAAUGGUUGAGAACUCUGUUCUUACGAGAAUGGGAUGGCAAUCCCGAAAUGGCUCGCAGCAGUGCCACCGGAGGUGUAGUACAGAUAUUGGCUUUAAUGUACAGAGAACGAAAUAGGCUGGGCCUAUUUCCCGAAGACUUCCAUACUCCGAUUCUCGCAGAGCGGCUGGACCCUCUUGAGAUGCCCGUGGCAUGGGUAGGCAGCCUCCCGAACAACCGAACGAUGCAUCUCAUGUCAUAUUCCUUCUUAUUCCCACCUUCCUACCUCGUCAUUUACUUCCGAGCUCUUAAUUACUCUGCUAUGUCGAAAUACUUCGAGGCUGCCAUGACCACGACCAGACAUGUUACCCAGACAGCCUAUAGCAACGCCAUCAACGUCACCGAUGACUCUCCACUCUUGCAACGGAUGAAGGUUUCCAUGUCAACCUACUUUGUUCUCAAUGUGCGGCGAGAUAAUAUCUUGACCGAUUCCUUGAACCAAUUGUGGCGACGAGAGAAACGAGAGUUGAUGCGGCCACUCAAAGUCCAGAUGGGUAUGGAUGAAGGUGAAGAGGGCUUGGACCAUGGCGGCGUUCAACAGGAAUUUUUCUGUGUCUUGAUGGCGGAGGCCCUUGACCCGUCUUAUGGCAUGUUUACUAUGGACAGUCGACACCGCAUCUCCUGGUUUCGCCCCUGCUCCCUGGAACCGCUAUACAAAUUUGAGCUUAUUGGCCUUUUGAUAUCCAUUGCCGUAUACAAUGGCAUCACUCUUCCCAUCAACUUCCCCAUUGCUUUUUACCGCAAGCUUUUGGGAACCAAGGUGAAGCACUUGGAUCAUAUUCGAGAUGGAUGGCCAGAACUCACUAGCGGUCUCGAGGCGCUUUUAUCCUGGACAGAUGGUGACGUUGGUGAUAUCUUCAUGCGCACGUAUGAAUUCAGUUUUGAAUCGUUCGGCGGCAUUGAGACAAUUGAUAUGCAAAAGGUUGAUCGCGAUGCCGCCUGGCCAGUUCCAAUCAAAGCUACUCGUGCCAAUCAUGUCGCAAAAUGCUCAGCCUGGGCUGAUGCGUCUCAACGCUGUGACCCAGCAGGAGCGAGUCUGAACUCGUCCAUGCUAAAGGAGACAACCGAUCCGCCUCCCUCGUCGGCUUCGGGUGAGACGGCCGAGUCUAUCCCCAGGUCUUUGCCGCCUCAGUCUUCUGCUCCUCCCCCAGAAGAGGCCUCUUUGGUAACAAAUCAGAAUCGAUAUCAGUUUGUCAAAGACUACAUAUUCUGGUUGACGGACAAGUCUAUUCGGCCUCAAUUUGACGCGUUCGUACGCGGGUUCCACACCUGCCUUGAUCGGUCUGCCCUGUCGAUAUUCACACCCGAGGCUUUGAAGACCGUAGUAGAGGGUCUGCAGACGAUCGAUGUAAAGGAGUUAGAGAACCACGCUCGUUAUGAGGGUGGCUUUGGACCGGACCACCGCGUCAUUCGGGACUUCUGGAAUGUGGUCCAGCAAUACUCGGCAGAGAAGAAAGCGCAGCUCCUGGAGUUUGUUACUGCAAGUGACCGCGUCCCUGUCAAUGGAAUCUCGAGCAUCAUGUUUGUGAUCCAGAAAAACGGCGUGGGGGAUAUGCGUCUUCCGACUAGCCUCACAUGUUUCGGUCGAUUGUUGCUCCCGGAGUAUUCCUCAAAGGAAGCUUUGGUGGAGAAGCUUGACAAAGCACUUGCAAAUGCAAGAGGAUUCGGUGUUGCAUGA
Messenger RNA from Penicillium longicatenatum, 4050 nucleotides. RefSeq names its product HECT domain protein. NCBI's taxonomy places the organism in Eukaryota, Fungi, Ascomycota, Eurotiomycetes, Eurotiales, Aspergillaceae. The record is from RefSeq and is a predicted model, not a curated record. The transcript has 3 exons. Gene Ontology annotation, molecular function: ubiquitin-protein transferase activity. The coding region runs from base 1 to 4050 and encodes 1349 amino acids.